AUGAUGAUAUCCCUGGAUCUGGAGCAGCCGCAGCAGAAGCAGCAGCGAACCGGCAAUACUGUGGCCGCUGAUCGGAGUGUCAGCGAGACGCGUUACUACUCUGACGAUGGGACAAUUACCGGCGACAUUUGCGACAAGGAGGAAGGGCGGUUGCUGCUCGCAGGGGCGUGCGACAGUCGCGAGGAUGGCGGCGCAUCGAUGCGACAAUCGGCGGCAGAAGCGACGGCCACGGGUGAUGGCCACGGCACCAGCAGCGGUGCUGCUUCUGCUGCUGGUUGUGGUGCUGCUGAUGAUUCCGGGGAGGUGGAAGAAGGCGAGGGGGACGAUGGAGAGCCGAGCCUAUGGUCAGCAUUGGCGUUUGCAUGGGUGAGUCCGAUAGUGCGCAUGGGCGCGCGCAGAGCGCUGCAGCUGGCGGACCUACCCCCGCCCCCCCGCACCUGUCGCGCGGAAUGGCUGGACGCGCAAACGGCGCGCUUGCAAGGGGAGGGGCGGAAGGAGGAGGAGCUUUGGGAAGGGGGGCAGGCGGAAAAGCGGGGGGAAAGGAGAAGCGGUCAGUGCGUGGUGUCGGGCGGAUGGCGGGAUGAUUGCCCCGAGGGUGCGGUGGCCCGCGCUGGUGGGAUGGAUGGUGCGGUGAGGCAUCUCAGAACUCGGGCGGAUGGGGGGAUGGUUGCCCCCAGGGGCCCGCGAUGGUAUCGUGGGGUGGGCCGCGUUGGUCGGCUGUGGGCGGGGGGCAGGCGGAAGUGGCCUUUUUGGGCGGCUCUGUAUUGGCCGCACCGGUGGCAGCUGCUGCUGCUUGCAGUUCUGUUUCUCGGGGAGUCGAUUCUGCAAGUAAUCAAAGCCGUGCUGCUGUAUCAAAUGCGGAACUGCCGCGCGCAUCUGCAGCCGGGAGAGGGGAAGGUGUUUCUGCAGGAGUGA
Closterium sp. NIES-65 is the source of this 915-nucleotide messenger RNA. NCBI's taxonomy places the organism in Eukaryota, Viridiplantae, Streptophyta, Zygnematophyceae, Desmidiales, Closteriaceae. The record is from the annotation of a GenBank genome assembly.